Exophiala spinifera is the source of this 1077-nucleotide messenger RNA. RefSeq lists its product as uncharacterized. The transcript has 2 exons. Bases 1 to 1077 code for a protein of 358 amino acids. Gene Ontology annotation, biological process: negative regulation of transcription by RNA polymerase III. Gene Ontology annotation, molecular function: RNA polymerase III core binding. The record is from RefSeq and is a predicted model, not a curated record. Gene Ontology annotation, cellular component: nucleus. NCBI's taxonomy places the organism in Eukaryota, Fungi, Ascomycota, Eurotiomycetes, Chaetothyriales, Herpotrichiellaceae.
AUGAAGUUCGUACCUAGUCGCGACCUCGAUAUCGUCACAUCGGCCCUCAAUUUCACUACCCCUGAUCUCCAGGUGGUAGGAGGCUGCGAUUUAUACACCACGAAGGCAGCGGGAGGGGACAAAAAGCUCUACAAAAAUAUCGAAAAUGGACUUGAAGCGCAAUACAAGUCGAAUCUACAAUUCUCCCAUUCUCUCUCACCUCCUCAAGCGCAUCUCAUGGCAUCUAGUCUCAACCUGAGCCGCAGCAGCCCCUUUGGCAAUCUUGGAAUGAUCAGUUCGAGGAGGACAUACGCAUAUCUAAUAGCCACCUUAAAUGCUAGCCAUCCGGAUUACGACUUCUCGCACAUGCUCAGACCGACAGACUUCAAAAGAGAGCGGAGUUUACGGCAUGUGAUGAAUACUCUGGACACUGCUCUCUACAAUCUUCGUCCGCGACCACAAAAUACGUCACUCAGGAUACCCGGCAUGCCUCCCGAAACCGCUGUUACACCGUCUAAUCAAACACAGUGGGGACCGGCAAUGUGGAGAUUAAUCGAUCAAAGUAUGAGUUUGAGGGACUGCACCAUCUAUCGAUAUUCCCCCGAGGACUUUGACCCGUUUGAAGACGACGAAGAAGGAUCUUUGUGGUCAAUGAAUUACUUCUUCUUCAACAAACAGAGGAAGCGCGUGUGUUACCUGUAUCUUCGCGGCGUCAAUAUCCUUGCUAUGUCGGCAAUGGAUGGUCUUCGAACACCGGCCAGGACUAAGCAUCUUACAGACACCGAUUCCGAAGGAUGGGCAACACCAGAUCUAGGGGCGCAUAAGCGUGCAAGAUAUUGGCUUGGGGACCGACAAGUAGUCGAGACGGACAAUGCUCAAGACCGAGAUGUUGAAAUGCCCUCUAUCGAGAGACCACUUUACGACUACACCCCUGAGUCGAAAGAUGAGGAAGAACAGUUUUCACCACCGGCUCGACCUGUCGUUGAUGAGCAUGACAACUACGUAUUGAGUGAUGAAGAAGUUAGAAGCGCUAGGAGUGUUAGCAAGAGUACUGCGAGGGGCGUCAGUGAAGAGGUGGUUGGGCCUAUGGAGGUCUAA